Molecule: messenger RNA, 2143 nt
Organism: Girardinichthys multiradiatus
Lineage: Eukaryota; Metazoa; Chordata; Actinopteri; Cyprinodontiformes; Goodeidae
Product: Fc receptor-like protein 4
Exons: 13
Coding region: 1142-2029 (295 amino acids)
Biological process (GO): cell surface receptor signaling pathway
Molecular function (GO): transmembrane signaling receptor activity
Source: RefSeq, a predicted model, not a curated record
AGCACUGCACCAAAACUGUUCUUGUUCGACGUAGUCUCGCUGUGACGCCCCUGGAACCUUUUUUCCCUCAUAACUGUAUUGAAACAUAUGGAGGCCCAUUUCCGCCAUAUGUCAGAACUGUUCCUCGUGGUCCCGGAAAACUCCUUCCGGUUUCCAGCUCGUAUGAAGUGUAUCCUGUGGUUGAGUUCACUGAACACCUGAUUGACAUCAAAGCAAGAGAGAAUAGCUCUCAGAGCCUCUGACAUGUAGUGGACAGAAAAGAGGAAGAGGAGCUUUUUACUGUCUGUCAAACUGCUGUUGGUCUCAUUUCAUCCAGCUGCAGAAUGGAGGGAACAUCUGUCCACAGGCUGCUGGCUCUGACCUUCCUGCUGUGCUGCACAACAAACCAAGGACACUGGAGUGUACUGGUGUGAGUCCAGAGAGGGAGCAGCCAGCAGCAGCAUCCAGUUCACUGUCUCUGGUAAGAUCAGACUGUGGAGUUAGUGUUGAUGAAGCUGUGUGGAAAUGGAUGAAAUGCUGUAGUUUGUCUCUGUGUUGAGGUGGAUCAGUGAUCCUGCAGAGUCCUGUCCUCCCUGUGAUGGAGGGAGAUGACGUCACUCUGAGCUGUCAAACAAAGACUCCCUCCAACCUCCCAGCUGCUUUCAUUAAAGAUGGCUCCCUCAUCAGGACUGAGCCUGCAGGUCACAUGACCCUCCACCAUGUGACCAGCUCUGAUGAAGGCCUCUACAAGUGUAACAUCAGUGGUGAUGGAGAGUCUCCAUCCAGCUGGAUCUCUGUCUCAGAGAAGCCAUCAACCUCUUCUAAUACUACAAUCAUUCCUCCACCUCCCUCCCAGUCUCUUCCCUGUGUGUUCCCGUCUCUCGUAUGUGUGAUUGUUGUGGUUUUACUGGUGAUACUGGUUCUACUGGUGAGACGACAUGUUCAGAGAAAAUCUAAAGAGCGUGAUCCAGCUGUGGUUUACUUUGCAGCUAGAAGAGAAGAUGUCAGUUAUGGAGAGAUCGCCAUCAGAAACAAGGGAAACAAGGCAAAGACCAAAGAGAAUAGCUCUCAGAGCCUCUGACAUGUAGUGGACAGAAAAGAGGAAGAGGAGCUUUUUACUGUCUGUCAAACUGCUGUUGGUCUCAUUUCAUCCAGCUGCAGAAUGGAGGGAACAUCUGUCCACAGGCUGCUGGCUCUGACCUUCCUGCUGUGCUGCACAACAAACCAAGCAGCUCAACUGACUGUGAGUACCAGCAGAUCUCAGUUCUUUGAAGGAGACUCUGUGUCUCUGAGCUGUGAGGAGGACAACAUCUCUGCUGGAUGGACUGUGAGGAGAAACACAACCAAACGUCAGUCUGAGUGUAAAGAUGGAUGGGGAGUACCUGAUGGUCUGACCUGUAAGAUGACCUACAUGGAAACAAGGGACACUGGAGUGUACUGGUGUGAGUCCAGAGAGGGAGCAGCCAGCAGCAGCAUCCAGCUCACUGUCUCUGGUGGAUCAGUGAUCCUGCAGAGUCCUGUCCUCCCUGUGAUGGAGGGAGAUGACGUCACUCUGAGCUGUCAAACAAAGACUCCCUCCAACCUCCCAGCUGCUUUCUAUAACAAUGGCGUCUUCAUCAACAAUGAACCUUCAGGUCACAUGACCCUCCACCAUGUGACCAGCUCUGAUGAAGGUCUCUACAAGUGUUACAUCAGUGGUCAUGGAGAGUCUCCAUCCAGCUGGAUCUCUGUCUCAGAAAAACCUCCAAUCGUGGCCCCGCCCACCGUUGCUACUGGCGUCACUGAAGACCCUCCCCCUAUCUCAGCCCCUCCCCCUAUCUCAGCCCCUCCCCCUAUCUCAGCCCCCUCUGGUCUUGUGUUGAGGGUGUUCUGCCACCUGGUGGUGUUCUGUCCAUACUUCAUCUCCACUCUCCUCAUGGUGUCUUUGUAUCGACAAAGAUCCACAGGGAAAAACCUUACUGUCUCAACGGUGAUAACUGAGACCGAGCGGGGAUUGGAUGAAAACAAUGAUGACAUCAGCACUGCCGUAACAACAGAGCAUCACUUCUGAAAUCAGAAAUUAUUAAACACACAGAGGAAACUGGAAUAUUGAGCUUUUUCUUUGUGCUUCUUGUCUUUUUUCUUCUGGUUUUAAUGAGGCAGUAAAUGUAUUUUCUCAACCAAA